Pleurotus ostreatus (oyster mushroom) is the source of this 318-nucleotide messenger RNA. RefSeq lists its product as uncharacterized. The transcript has a single exon. Lineage: Eukaryota; Fungi; Basidiomycota; Agaricomycetes; Agaricales; Pleurotaceae. The coding region runs from base 1 to 318 and encodes 105 amino acids. The record is from RefSeq and is a predicted model, not a curated record.
AUGCCUAAGUUUGGGCACCAGCAGCAGAUUGGGGCGUCUGGUUCAUGGUGGCAAUUUCGUCUAGAGAGGAAGAAAAGUUCAUUCCGCCCGUUUGAUCUUUCGGACUACACCCAAGAAUUUCUUGACGACAGCCACGAGUCUGACGACGAAGGAGAUGACUUGCCUGAGAGCGGUCUCGACGUGAUCACCUCUCCUGAUGAGGCGGCAACACGGAAGAAGCAUGACGAAAUAGAGAGUGCGAGAAGGGAGGCUGCAGCGAAGGAGCGUGCACUCCAUGGUAAGGAAUGUGUUCAUUAUUUCAACGAGGCGAAGAGAUAG